Molecule: messenger RNA, 894 nt
Organism: Bombina bombina (fire-bellied toad)
Lineage: Eukaryota; Metazoa; Chordata; Amphibia; Anura; Bombinatoridae
Product: apidaecins type 73-like
Exons: 1
Coding region: 1-894 (297 amino acids)
Source: RefSeq, a predicted model, not a curated record
AUGGUCUCACCAGCCCAUCCAGUUUUCACAAGUAUUACCAGCCCUUCCAGUUUUCACAAGUAUUACCAGCCCUUCCAGUUUUCACAAGUAUUACCAGCCCUUCCAGUUUUCACAAGUAUUACCAGCCCUUCCAGUUUUCAGAAGUAUUACCAGCCCAUCCAGUUUUCAGAAGUAUUACCAGCCCAUCCAGUUUUCAGAAGUAUUACCAGCCCAUCCAGUUUUCACAAGUAUUACCAGCCCUUCCAGUUUUCGCAAGUAUUUCCAGCCCUUCCAGUUUUCACAAGUAUUACCAGCCCUUCCAGUUUUCACAAGUAUUACCAGCCCUUCCAGUUUUCACAAGUAUUACCAGCCCUUCCAGUUUUCACAAGUAUUACCAGCCCUUCCAGUUUUCACAAGUAUUACCAGCCCAUCCAGUUUUCACAAGUAUUACCAGCCCAUCCAGUUUUCACAAGUAUUACCAGCCCAUCCAGUUUUCACAAGUAUUACCAACCCAUCCAGUUUUCACAAGUAUUACCAGCCCAUCCAGUUUUCACAAGUAUUACCAGCCCUUCCAGUUUUCACAAGUAUUACCAGCCCAUCCAGUUUUCACAAGUAUUACCAGCCCAUCCAGUUUUCACAAGUAUUACCAGCCCUUCCAGUUUUCACAAGUAUUACCAGCCCUUCCAGUUUUCACAAGUAUUACCAGCCCAUCCAGUUUUCACAAGUAUUACCAGCCCAUCCAGUUUUCACAAGUAUUACCAGCCCUUCCAGUUUUCACAAGUAUUACCAGCCCAUCCAGUUUUCACAAGUAUUACCAGCCCAUCCAGUUUUCACAAGUAUUACCAGCCCAUCCAGUUUUCACAAGUAUUACCAGCCCUUCCAGUUUUUCUGGCUUCUAUAGCUAUGACUCACUAA